Umbelopsis ramanniana AG is the source of this 6169-nucleotide messenger RNA. RefSeq lists its product as uncharacterized. Gene Ontology annotation, molecular function: protein binding. Lineage: Eukaryota; Fungi; Mucoromycota; Umbelopsidomycetes; Umbelopsidales; Umbelopsidaceae. Gene Ontology annotation, biological process: cyclic nucleotide biosynthetic process; intracellular signal transduction. The transcript is spliced from 11 exons. The coding region runs from base 131 to 5866 and encodes 1911 amino acids. The record is from RefSeq and is a predicted model, not a curated record.
AUUUUUUUCCAUCAGCCCAAAUUUUUUUUUACAGCAAAACCGUUUUUCACGCAUAAAAAAAAAAAAAUAAACUUCCCUUCUCCCCCCCAGCUUCGUUAAACACGUUCCCUAUCCUUUCUUCCACCUUGCAAUGACUGAUACGUCGGCUGGUAAAAUGGGGAGGAAGCAUACUAGUAGUAUGUCCUGGGAUCUAUCAGCAUCGCCUAAUGAAGUCCCAACCCAGAGUAAAUCCACACGCACUCCGACCAACCACACGCUGCUUGCUCCACAAGUCCACCCAACUCCAUCUGUAUCUACGCAUUCCCAUCUCCGGAACCCUUUUGCCCGUCAUCAACAUUUGCCACGGAGAAGAUCUUUGGAUAAUCCAGCAGAAAUGGUCAAUCCACAAUCACGUUCAUCCAGCCCUACCAGGAAACAAGAAGUACAGUAUCCCAGGGGAGGUCGACAAAUUGGUGCAGAACCACCAAAACCUUUGAGCAGAAGCAAUUCUGGUGAACAUCGGCAGAUUGAGCAGCCUACCGAAACACACGCUCCUCAUAAGAAGCGACAUUUGUUUGGUCGAUUUGGCAAAAAGAAAAGUCAUUCAAAUUUGAAUACGAUGAUGAUGACACCAAACUCUUCCAGUGCAUCGAUCCCGUUAUUCUCAUCAGGCUCAUCUACGCCUAAUCCACCACCUACUGCGAACCGCAAACGAUCCGAUGGCUCUUCCGAUACAUUUCAUUCCAUAUCUAGUUUCACACCCAAUGAUGAAGCCUACUUUGCGCCGCAAUGGGGCCCUCAUUUCUAUGCGGUUCCACCAAAACGCAAUCAAGGUACGGCUGCUAGCAAAAGACGAUCUGAAAAAGGAGAUAUACCAGCUUUCAAGGAUGGAAGAGAAACCGAAUUGGAUCAGAAUUUUGAUAGCAUGGAAGGCAUAGUCAACACUGAGUAUCAUUCAAAUCAAGGCAGCCAAUCAACUUUGCACCCAGAAUCAUUUUUCGCCAGCUCAGUCUAUAGCAGUGAUACAGAAGCAUGGUUACCUCCUGACAGUUGGGCAGUCCAACCCGCUCCGUCCUUUUCCACGCGGUAUCCUGGUACAAGCACACCUAUUGAGUCUUACGACAAAGAGCCGGAAGAUGAGGAAGGCUUCUCAACCGUCGACCAAGAGAAAUGGGAGCAUAGUCGUAAAAAUUACUGUAUUCGAAUUUUUAGACCAGAUGGGACGUUCACAACGUUGCAAGUGCCUUUGCAUACACAAGCAAGCGAGCUUGUCACCCGACUGGCUGGAAAGUUCUUUUUGCCCGACAUUAGUAAAUAUGGCCUUCGCAUGCGUCGGCAUAAACUAGAACGUAUCUUGGCUCCAAAUGAGCGACCCUUGCAGAUUCAAAAGCAGUUGUUGGAGCAGAUUGGGUAUACUGAUCUAGAUAGAAUAGAGGAUGUUGGCAGAGAGGACAAUUCUUACUUGGUACGGUUUACAUUUGGACCUAUCGUCGCUCAUACAUUACAAGAAGAAGAGCUCGAUUUUGGCAACUAUCAACACGUGGAUCUACAAGCAUGCAAUCUACCAGCCAUUCCUAUUUUCCUCUACCGUCAUGCUGCUCGCAUUGAGCAACUGGAUGUUAGCAAAAACCUUUUGAUCGAAAUACCCAUCGAUUUUGUUCAAAUGUGCACCAGUUUGCGGGUUCUUCGGCUGAUAAACAACGACUAUGUUAUGAUCCCGCCUUCGGUUCGAUACAUCCGAUCGUUGGAGCAACUCAAUAUAUCCAGUAACCGACUACGCGAAUUACAACAUGCUCAGUUGGAACAAUUGGAACAUUUGACGUCCUUGACUGCCUUUAACAAUUGUCUGGACUCUCUGCCACCGUCGUUUGCCAACUUCAAGCACUUGACUACCCUCAACAUCUCUAACAAUUCCUUCACCGAAUUUCCAACUAUCAUUUGCCAAAUCACAAGCUUGUUGGAUUUAGACGUCAGCUUCAACAAAAUCACCGAUUUCCCAUCCGAGAUUGGAUCUUUAGUCAAUUUAGUUCGUAUGUGGGCGGUGGCAAAUCAAUUGACUGGCCAACUGCCUCAAAGCUUUCGAUUUUUGGCACGCUUGAAAGAGCUGGAUAUACGGCAAAAUUUGAUCACUGAUAUGGAGGUCUUGAGCUGCUUACCAAGUUUGGAGAUUCUAUUUGUUGAUUACAAUGCCGUGAGCAUCGUUAACAACGAAUUCAAAAACCUGCGACAACUCAAAAUGUGCAAGAACCACCUCACACAGUUCAACUUGAGUCCUCCCAAUCAACCCACCACUGAAGAUACGACUGGUAUACCUAGGCAGAUUGAAGGAUUCCCUGGUAUGACAGGAUCAGUGCUAACUGAGCUGAAUAUUUCGAGCUGCAAACUCUCUUCUUUGCCGGAAGACAUGUUUUCGCAAGUGACAGCUAUCGAGAUCUUAGUUCUAGACAACAAUACUUUGAACUCAUUGCCGUCUAGCAUCGGCGAAUUGCGAAUGCUCAGCAAGCUAUCAGUGCAAAACAACCUGUUGUCUAGUGUUCCUGUCGAGAUUGCAAAACUCGGUCAACUCAAGAGCUUGGACCUGCAAAAGAACAAUUUGAAAACUUUGCCAAAGGAAAUUUGGUUAUGCUCUGCUCUUCAAAUGUUGAAUUGUUCGUCCAAUUUGCUUGAAACGUUCCCUGAACCUUACUCUGCUCCAGGCGUAGCUCUGCACUUGGCACUCGGUCCGCAAGCACAAACUGUUGUUACUCCCACCGUCAUGGCCAAUGCUGCUUCCGAUCUUCCGCAAGGCACCGCACUAGGAAGUAAUGCAGGCCAAGGCAUGGUUCCAUUGCAAUCUACCAACAUGCCACUUCAUUUGAUCAAUCCAAAUGCCAAUAAUACCCAUAUUCAAAUGUUUGACAGUUCUGCCAAAAAUCCACCUUUGCCUGCAGAUUACCUUCCUCGAACAGACUCUUUACCAAACAAUACCAAUGAGCGACGGUCGAGCAACACGUCAAGUAUCUCCACACAAAAUAAUCCAAGUGGUGUGACUUCACCACAUGCUCCACCUAACUUCAAUCCACCAUCUUUCUUCGCUAGCCCACGUAACCAUCCUCCACCACUCUCGCUAUCGCUGCGACAGCUAUUCUUGGGUGACAAUGGUUUAACAGAUGAUGUGUGGUCGCCGCUAUCAUUGUUCCUUGAACUCCGCACUCUCAACUUGAGCUUUAAUGACUUGUACGAUAUACCUUCUGAGUGCCUUUGUCAUCAACAUUUAUACGAAUUGUAUCUCUCUGGAAAUCAAUUGGCUUCCCUGCCGGCGGAUGAUAUCGAAAAGCUUAGCUAUCUACGUGUUCUUGCUGUAAAUGGAAACAAGCUCCAAACUCUACCCGCUGAAAUCAAGAAGCUACGAAAGCUACUUGUACUGGAUGUAGGAAGCAAUGUCUUGAAGUACAACAUUGCCAAUUUAGAAUACGAUUGGAAUUGGAAUCAUAACCUGGGUCUUAAAUAUCUCAAUCUUUCCGGUAAUAAGCGAUUGGAGAUCAAAGUUCAUAAAGACAUAGAAGACUUUAGCGCAUUGUCAAGACUACGCGCCUUGGGUUUAAUGGACGUCACAAUUCUUGUUUCUGUUCCUGAAGAAACUAAUGAUCGCCGAAUUAGAACCUCCCCUUCGGAAGUCAACAGCAUGGCGUACGGUGUUGCAGACUGGCUAGGUCCCAAUGAUCAUUUGGCCACUUGGGAUCUGGUUAUGCCACGAUUCCGAAUGCGCGAUGAUGAGUGUCUCUUUGGACUUUACGAUGGACGAAAGACCACCAAAUCAGGUUGCAAAAUCACCAAAUACCUUAACGACGCGUUCACUAUCCACUUUACAACCGAACUUAAGAAGGUCAAAAAUGACGAUACAACCGUAGCGGCACUUCGUCGAACGUUCUUGUCCUUGGAGAAGGAACUUGGUUCUACUGUUAGCGAUGAUAAAUCCCUGGGUGCGUCAGCGGUAGUGUGCUACAUUUCUGGCACGAAGUUGUACGUUGCUAACGUUGGCGACGCUCUCGCCGUCAUCUCCCGCAACAAUGGCCAAGCGUAUGAAAUCACGCAAAAGCACAUUCCAUUGAAUCCUAGCGAAAUCUCAAGAAUUCGAGCCGCUGGCGGCUACAUUUCGAACUCGGACACAUUGAACAAUGAACUUCACGUUUCCAGAAGUUUUGGUCAUUUUAGAUUGAUCCCCGUUGUGAACGCCAAUCCAUAUGUCUCCACUAUUGAUCUCACUGAAGAGGACGAAUUCGUGAUCAUGGCUUCGAAAGGACUUUGGGAGCGCAUGUCGUAUCAAAGUGCCGUCGACAUUGCUCGAACUGAAAAAGAAGACCUGAUGUUAGCUGCGCAAAAGUUGCGUGAUUUUGCCAUUACGUAUGGAGCUGACGAUAAUAUCAUGGUCAUGGUCAUCGGAGUGGGCGAUAUGUUUGACAAGCGUGACAAACGAUAUCGUGUAAAUAGAGGGGGUAAUCUUCCUGGCGGAAGAGCAGGCAGCGCAACCGAUGGUGGUGGCAUUCUCCUUGAAGACGGAUCUACUACGCCUGGCCCUCUUUCAUUGGUUGGUAAGAAUAAGCGUCGUGGAAAAGAAGGCGGUCCGGGUGAUUCUACAUUGGCUCGUUUGGACCGUGAGGUUCCACCUCCCAUCAAUCAAGUGGCUCUCGUCUUCACAGAUAUCAAGAACUCCACUCUGCUUUGGGAAACUCAGCCUGAAGGAAUGCGAUCCGCUAUCAAAAUACACGAUUCCGUCAUGCGUAGAACUCUGCGAAGUGUUGGAGGUUACGAAGUCAAAACGGAAGGUGACGCUUUCAUGGUCUGUUUCCAAAAUAUUACAUCUGCGCUUCUGUGGUGUUUCACUGUACAAUUGCAACUACUGGAAGCUGACUGGCCGGCUGGAAUCUUGGAUACUGAAGAUGGUCGAGAAAUCGAAAAGGACGGCGUGGUCAUUUACAAGGGACUUUCUGUCCGCAUGGGUAUCCAUUGGGGAUCUCCUGUAUUUGAACGUAACCCUAUCACUGAUCGCAUGGAUUACUUUGGACCUGUUGUCAACAAGGCAGGACGUAUUUGUACCGCGGCGGACGGUGGGCAAAUCUGUGUAUCAUCAGACGUUAUUGCUGCCUUACGAAGCUUCCCUGGCGUUUUGGAAGGCGAUGAAACCCAAAGCCCUGAGUCUUCUCUGGCUGGAGAUGAUCUCACAUCUGUCAUAGCUGGAAGCGGACGAUCCAUCAGUAAAGAUAUCGUGCAGCUAAGACGUUUAGGAUUCCACGUUAUGGAGCUUGGUGAGCGACGCUUGAAAGGAUUGGAAACGCCAGAGUUGCUCAGUAUGGUAUACCCCAAGCAACUUGCUGCUCGUAUGGAGCUUGACAAGAUGGAACUAUUGUCGCAUGGUGGAGUCGUGCCACCCGCCAACAUCACCCCUCCGCCUCUCAUUGGAACACCCGCCAUUAAUAUCACUGAAACUGGCAAUUCGUCAGGUUCGCCGGUUGGAGAUCAUGUUGCUCCAUCGCACACCUUCUCACGACUUUUAGAAUCCAAUCACAUACGCUCACUCGUUCGGCUUGCCCUCCGUCUUGAAGGUGUUGCCUCCGGCAACAUACUGCAACCAACCUUUCAAAACUCUCUGCUGGAAGUCAAUAUCAACUCUGCUGCUUCCGAUGAGCAAAUUUUGCAUCUGGUUGAAAAUCUCGUUACUCGUAUAGAGAACGCAGCGUCGAUGAUGUACCUUCAAAAAAUGGGACGGUUCACAAGGGUCCUCGAGAAAUUGGGAGAGGCCAUUGAAGUGGAUCCGUCUCAUAUCUUACGAGCAUUGCAAAUGUAUGCUGAUGUUAUGGGAGCAGGUGACCCGCCGUCUGGAACUGAGGAACAAAUGAACCGGUACUAGUAAUGCUCUAUCCAGCAGAACAUUGCACACACCAGAGUCCGUCGCCCGUUCCACUUAUUGCUCUUUCCUUUCAUUUGAAAGCAAUCAUACCACUAUAACACACACAUACUUUGCACUUCCAAGCGUUAUUAUUUCAUCUUUCUUGGUCAUACAUCUGUCUUCAAAUAAUUGAAAAUGACUGUACAUAGCUUCAUUAUUGUUUUCUUAUCAUUCAUUCAUUUGUUCUUUUUGUUUGUUGUAUUUCGUUCCGUUUUUAUAAAUGCCACGGAUUAGAAAAAUUCUUGCCAGUACGAUUCAAUCGAG